Molecule: messenger RNA, 642 nt
Organism: Contarinia nasturtii (swede midge)
Lineage: Eukaryota; Metazoa; Arthropoda; Insecta; Diptera; Cecidomyiidae
Exons: 3
Coding region: 44-550 (168 amino acids)
Source: RefSeq, a predicted model, not a curated record
AAUUCUACUGUAUUUUAAAUUUAAGUACAAAACCUUUGUUUCAAUGGCAUCAUUACCAAUUAUCUUGACAUAUUUGACACUUUGCGUUGUCUCCAAUUUUUUCGUAUCGGUGACUUGUAAUAAUCAUACUUCGAGUAAUAUCGGUGUUAAAUUGAUUGCCGUUCCCAGUAAUACCAAUAACUUGGUACAUUUUGCUAGCUCAAUUUCACCACGCGGUGAUGACAUUGACGUUACCCUUACUACUAAACAUACAUUUACUGUUGGACAUCGUGUUAAUGGUGAUCGUUUGUUGGAUGAAUAUGUUCAUAAUUUACUUGAAACUGGAUCUGAACAAGAUGUCAAAACCGAAAUGAAGUAUCCAAAUAUGUUCCCAAUGUCAGUCAUCGGAGUGAAAAUCACCUAUGUCGAAGUCAUCGUUGAACACUCGUCUAACUCUACUGGAAUUGCUUACGUAACUGAUGGUGGAAUCGGGCAAAAUAAAAUUACAUUCUGUAUCGAAGUUAAACAGACCAAAGUUUUCCGAGCUGACGUAAAAAUCUACGGGCAUUAAUCUGAUAAAGGAAAUGUUUUUUUGAUAUUUGUAAUAAAAUUCAGAACAGAUUAAAUCCUUUAAAAAAUAAAGAGGUUAUCCAGAAAAAAAAA